Molecule: messenger RNA, 1717 nt
Organism: Postia placenta MAD-698-R-SB12
Lineage: Eukaryota; Fungi; Basidiomycota; Agaricomycetes; Polyporales; Adustoporiaceae
Exons: 3
Coding region: 1-1368 (455 amino acids)
Source: RefSeq, a predicted model, not a curated record
AUGCGCAAGCCGAAGCGAUUCUCGCUGCCUCUCUUCCAACUUACCAUUCUCUCUGCGUCUCUUCGUCAAGUCGUAGGUGCUGCUCACAGUGCCUCUGUGACCUGGAUGAGCCCGUCCGUCGGCGAUGUCUUUGCAUCGGGAGACACGAUCGUCGGACAGUGGAGUUCGCAAGAUGGAUUCGCUCAGCCCUCGUUUAGCCUCUGCUCGUCUAGCGACGGUGACAGCGAUGACGGCGGAGAGAAUUGUGGAGCGGAUGUAUGGCCGAUUGUGAACCAAGACAGUGGCUCGUACCUCAUCUACCUCUCAACGCCGGACAUUUCGACGGCUGCGCGCGUUUAUCUGCGGAUGGACGACAAUAGCGGACAAACAACUGAAUCUCCUCAAUUCUCCUUGAGCCCGAUAUCGUCAAAUUCGUCGACCGGCUCCUUAACGAACCCAAACGCCACUUCCAUUCCCCUCGCAUCUCCGUCCGCAUCUGCUGCAUCAUCCCUGCAACCUCUGCCUGAUCUCGCUUCCACGGCUAUGCCCGCGCCCACGGCUGCAUACGCCGUGCCCCUAUCACUCGUCGUGUCCGUCCUGCUCGCUGCAUGUGGUUUGGCCGUCCGACAGCGGCGCAAGCUCCAGCAGGAACGCGAACAGGAGGAACAAAAGCUGAAAGAAAAGACCUGGUAUGAGCGCCAGAAUGAGAAGAACGACGCCUUCACGCGGUUUCCUGGCAUCCGAAGGCAGCGGUCGCGACUCAGUAACCCUGGCAGCGUGGGCGCAAGCGAAGUCGGUAUGCGUGGCGGCAGUGCGGAGAGCAUCCGCUCAGGAUGGGGCUCGCGAGCCUCUUCGCCAACCGCCGCUAUGAGUGCCGACGGGUCGUGCCGCGGGUUCCCGGACCUACAUGCGGAUUUUCACUCUCGCCUUCACAGCAAGGUGGACGACGACCAGCUCUCCUUGUACUCCGUCGCGUCGCUCAAACGGCAGCCCAUGGUCCGCCGGGCGACCCGCGAGGUGUUCUGCCCUCGCCCGCAGACGCGCCCUGACAUGCAUACCCUCCCGCGUGGCCAUGCGCCGGGGCGCACCCCUGGGCAGCGGCGCGCGGGCCGGGUCACCGCGAGCGCGUUCCGGGCGGGCGUGUCCCCCGUCCCGCCGGUGAUGUCGCGCUUCCUGUCGGGCGCGUCGGAGUGGGACUACGGCGUGCGGAAGAGCAGCCAGCGGCGGAGGGAGGAGCGCGUGAACGCGUCCGUGGAGGACGAGGUGGUGGAAUGCUACUUCAUGCCGUCGCCCGUCCCGCCGGCGCAACCCGAGCGGCUGCACGUCAGACGGUACACGGCGGACGUCGACAAGCCGCUGCCCGAGAAACCGGGUUCUGAGAAGUGGUGACGUGCGCGCCUGCGGUGCGCCGGCGGGUCGCGGAGAAGGCCGUUCGGGGUUUUGUCCUCCUCGAUGCCUGCUCUUCAAUUUGCAAUGUUCAACAAUGGGACGUCAAGAUGAAGGGGUGUUCUUCAGUGGGAAAAGAUUAUAGGCAAUCAUCGCUAUCGUCUGGGGCGAGUCGAGCCCUACCGGCAUCUGCACCCGCACUGGACUGCAGGGUCUCGGGUCUCGAGGAUGGUUGAUCUCGCUUUAUUUGCUGCUCGGAGAGUGCGCUGACGGACGAGCGUCCCCGGGCUCUCUUUGCUGUACCUAUGUCCGAUAAGAAUGCGGCUUUCAUUCGCAUCGCGGUCUCACCUGC